Messenger RNA from Encephalitozoon cuniculi GB-M1, 222 nucleotides. RefSeq lists its product as uncharacterized. The transcript has a single exon. The record is from RefSeq and is marked provisional. Bases 1 to 222 code for a protein of 73 amino acids. Lineage: Eukaryota; Fungi; Microsporidia; Unikaryonidae.
AUGUUCAACAUGGAUCACACAUAUUACACGGACGCAUUUCUGGAUGCAUGCCUUCUGGGCCAUACGACCAUAGAACUAACUGCCAAGCCGUUCACAAAUAUAAAGGACGAGGACAUAGAAGAGGCCCCCAUCCCCCUUGCCAGGGAUCAGGCAUUUCCAAUCGACUUCGGGCUUACCCCGUGGGAGCGUCAGGACCAAGCCUCCAAGAGAAUAAAUAAUUAA